AUGGCGAUCAUGACAAGCCAACUAUAUAUCCUGCGUAUCUUUUGCCUUCUAGUCUCUUUGCAGGCGAAGUCACAAAUGGAUAUACCAAACCAGGUAGCACAAAGCAUCUCGGCUGAAAUACUCAGUCACAUUUGCGGCCUGCUUGACUAUCGCGAGAAGCUAAACUGUGUAUGGGAAGAGAUGGCACGUCAUAGAGUGAGCAGUGGCUGGGCUGCUCUUUUCUUUCGCUUACUCACGCUUGCCGCUCAUGGCACCCCACGGUCCUUCACUAUUUUUACCAGAUUACAGAAUAUCGACGGAAAACUGUCUGAUAGCUACACCCAAGGACAAGAUAUUUUUUAUCCUGCUCUUGCUAUAGCAGCUUCUAAUGGCUGCUCCGAGUUUGCUCAUUCUGCAAAUGGUUUGCUAGUAAACGAGAGAGUUGUUGACAGCAUCAGAAUCAUGUGUCUUACCGAGGACCCUCGUUCUAUCCAGUUUUACCUAAGGUCUGCGAGAUGCAUUUUCGUAUUUCUCAGCAAGGAGCGUGAGGACAUGAUUGUCUCGGAUCCUUACGAGCAGGUUCAGUCAGUUGCCAAGUGUAUCCAGAAACUGUUCCCCAAUGCAAAGGGCCACUCGUUUACUGCUGCUUGCGGGAUACACAGCAAGCGCGAGGAAGGCUGA
Linderina pennispora is the source of this 660-nucleotide messenger RNA. RefSeq lists its product as uncharacterized. The transcript has a single exon. The coding region runs from base 1 to 660 and encodes 219 amino acids. Lineage: Eukaryota; Fungi; Kickxellomycota; Kickxellomycetes; Kickxellales; Kickxellaceae. The record is from RefSeq and is a predicted model, not a curated record.